Molecule: messenger RNA, 648 nt
Organism: Schizophyllum commune H4-8
Lineage: Eukaryota; Fungi; Basidiomycota; Agaricomycetes; Agaricales; Schizophyllaceae
Exons: 2
Coding region: 121-573 (150 amino acids)
Source: RefSeq, a predicted model, not a curated record
AGACGAAGACAAAGACCCGCCGAAUGGCUGGUAAGACAACACCUCGGCACCGUUGGCGAACUUUCCCGCGCGCGGCGGCGCAACAAGGUGGACUCGGCGCGGCGACGCAAUGAAGGCGCAAUGCUAAUGCUUGUAUUCUCGCACGAAGGCCGUGAAGCAACACGCGCACCUGACAUUCGAGUGAAGUCAGUCAGUCGAAGGACAAGCGGCAGGCAAUGGGCAGCCACCCGCAAUGUGUACCGCCUCAAUCUCGAUCCAAAUGCGCCGCAUUGUCGUCCAAUAGCGCAAAAAAUACGCUCACCACGAAGUGAACCCCGACCGAAGGAUAGCAAGACCAAGACACCGCAUCAAGGGCAGAACGAUCAGCUUGCUACGUGCGAUACCUUUUCAACUCCGAUCUCGAUAACUACUCGCUGCGGCAGACAAGUUCUGGAUAACUCGUGCGGAACUCAUCAAAGAAGGGAGAAUGUCGCCGACGUGCUCUCCAUAUCUUCCGUCACGUCUACCGACAGAUUACGGACUUAUUAUCCUUUUCGAACCCGGUAUGCUGCCGCAACGCGGAUUGUGGGCUGACAAUCGCUCUGAGACCAGGUCCUGCGGGCGUGGCUCGUCUGUAGUCGGCCGCUUCGGCGACUCGUCCAGCAUCCG